CGGUGAUGUUUCGGAGGCGAGCGUUACUGUUGUGAAGUGAUUGCCAAAGCAACACGGACCUGAGACAAUAUUUUAUUUUAUAAAAUUGACCCAUGUCGCUGUUGAGCUGUUUAGACAUUAACCCUUUGAAUGAAUCGUUUUCAUUCACGACUAUAUGUUGAGAAAACCGAGCGGAAAAAAAAGAAAAGAGACGACAGUUCCUGAGGCUUCCUGGACCAGGAAUCUGCCAGCUAAUAAAAAAACUCACAGCUGUGGGUACCAACUGAGGGAUUUACACACUCUGUGACAUCGCCAACAAAGAGGACACGGAACAGAGGAUAAUCUGGAUAACCUUGUCAAUCUCCCGGCGUCGAUAAGAAGACAAGUUGGUGCAAACAUAACACCUGACUUCCUACAAUACUGUCACCUGGAAAUAGAAAGAAAAACAAAACAAGAGCCCGUGCAGUGUUUUGAGGAUGAACCACUUAUCCCUCAGUGAGAUAUGUUGCCUGUUCUGCUGUCCACCGUGCCCCAGCAAGAUCGCCUCCAAGCUGGCCUUCCUGCCCCCAGAGCCCACCUACAGCCUCAUGUCUGACGACAGUGGCAGCAAAUGGACGCUGAACCUCUCCGAACGUGCAGACUGGCAGUACUCGUCCCGUGAGAAGGACGCCAUCGAGUGUUUCAUGACACGCACCUCAAGAGGGAACCGCAUCGCCUGCAUGUUUGUCCGCUGCUCGCCCAGCGCCAAGUACACAUUGUUAUUCUCCCACGGAAACGCAGUGGACCUGGGCCAGAUGAGCAGCUUCUACAUUGGCCUGGGUUCAAGGAUCAACUGCAACGUCUUCUCCUACGACUACUCGGGUUACGGGGCGAGUUCUGGGAAACCCUCGGAGAAGAACCUGUAUGCUGAUGUGGACGCCGCCUGGCAGGCACUCCGAUCACGGUAUGGCAUCCGGCCAGAACACGUGAUCGUGUACGGCCAGAGUAUUGGCACCGUGCCCUCUGUGGACCUGGCCUCUCGCUACGAGAGCGCCGCCGUCAUCCUCCACUCCCCGCUCACCUCCGGCAUGAGAGUGGCCUUCCCCGACACCAAGAAGACCUACUGCUUCGACGCCUUCCCAAACAUUGACAAGAUCUCCAAGGUGACGUCCCCAGUGCUGGUGAUCCAUGGCACGGAGGACGAGGUCAUCGACUUCUCCCACGGCCUGGCGCUGUACGAGCGCUGUCAGCGCCCCGUGGAGCCGCUGUGGGUGGAGGGCGCCGGACACAACGACGUGGAGCUCUACGGACAAUACCUGGAGAGACUCAAACAGUUUGUUGCACAUGAGCUGGUCAACUUGUAGAAGAACUGGAAAGGAGGGCGGCGAGGGGAGAGUAGGAAAAAGCAAUGGUUUCCAGGAGAGGGUGGAUGAUGGAGAAGGGUACAAUGUUUUCUUUGAUGUGAUGCAGGUAGAAGUGGUGUUAGUCUGUGUAAUCUGAAGUGUUGGUGGCAGGCUUCUCAUUAUCGAGCGCCUCGCCCCCUUGGAGCUCCCUUUUGUCAAAGGGGCAAAGAGCCUUUCAGUACCGUCCACUCUACAUGCUGCAGCUGUGAAUUUACAACCCAUCAGUUUUUGUUUUGCUUUAAAAUGUUGGUUUUUUUAUGUUGCAAUUUUCACAUCCUGAGUGUGAGAAUGAAAGAAUGCACAGACGAUAUUCUGAGUGUACAUGCAGUAAAUGAGUGUCACAUUUUGUUGCUUUAAGAAAGACAUGGUCCACUGUUCCUUAUGGAGGGAUUUUGAGGCUGUAGAACUGGACUCUCCAACCCAGCCGAGCUCCAUCUGACUCUGAGGUUCGGCCCUCCACUCUGCAGUCACCGUGUAUUUCCUUUUUUGGAUUACUGUUUAUUAUAUUUUUUUAUAUUAUACAUGAUUUUUGCACGUAUCAGCUGUCACUGGUGUACAACACGAACUGACAUUAUCUAGCUGUGUGCCAGUGUUGCCAAAUGUUUAGUAUAAUAUAUAGCAGAGAGUUGGACACACAGAAAUGUGUACAAAAUGAAUCUAGAGACAUCUCAAAAGCUCGGUUAGCUGUAUUCAGUUCGUACUUGUCCGUUAGGUCUUAAUUGGGGGAAUUGAAUGACUUGCAAUCUAAAAAGAUAUGAUGCAGUUCAUGUAGUCGGUUAAAAGAAUCGGGCUGUGUGCCAAUGCCGGUUAUUUCCUGCCACUCUGUCCUUUGGAAACAUUUCCACAGUUACUUCUUCAAGGUAAACUCCGAAGCAUUGCUGCUGUAGGUUUAUUACUGCUACGCUGUAGUAGAUACAUGUUUCAGAACAUAAAAUGCUGGACAGAUAAAUGUAGAAACUGACACCUCUUUGGAAAUGACAAUAUUCCCCUUUAUAUAGUAGCUAAUAUGAAACCCCGUGUUGACAGUGUUUUUUCUGUCUUUGGGUGAGAAGAUAAAGUGAAAUAAUGUAUGUAGUUAUUAUUACAGAUCUUAUGUACCUGAAUCAGAUCUUUAAGUUCUUUUUUUCUUUUUUUACACAAGAUACGACUAUGUUAACUACUGUGACAGCAGUCUGUGCUCUAUUCAAGAAUUAUACCACUAAUGCCAAUCAUGACUGAAUGGUGCACAUUAUUAACGCAGCUGGUGUAGAUUUAUUGUUACUUCAGGAAGUUGUUAAACAUUAUAAUGUUGCGUUUUAAGUUAUUGAGAAGCUUAAAAUGAAUAGACGAUGGGUAAGUGGCUCCGCAUUAAAGGCCUCCAUCAUGGACGGUUUAGUUUUGUCUUAACCUGUUGUCUGCAUGGUAGUUCUGGAUCCAUUGUUGUCCAUUGAUUUGCCCUUUUAAUGCUGAGCUGCUAAAACAAGGAAUCAGCCGCUGAUGGCUCCUUUGAGACCCUGAAAAGCAAAUGUCAAAGUGCUACUGCAUGCCAAGAAUGGCUAGUUUUUCUUUAUUCUUUUCAGUCUGUGACAAACAGAGUUGAAUAAGAGCUCUCAAUAACUUGUUUUUAUGGGUAUUUUUUGGUACCUGCAUUACACUAGCCUGUGUCAACAAAAGGGGUCAAAUACUGUUUGUGUUAGACAAUUCAUCAAUAAGCAAAUUGGUGCUACUGUAAACUUCAGGUCUGCUCACUUACGUUAAAGAGGAAGUCAAAAUUGCUUGAUGUUUUGUCAUCUGUUACGAAACUGUUUUUUCACAACUCAUUUGUCUUAUAAACAAGGUUAUGCUUUUUGUUUGAUUUUAACUUUGUAAAUAAUAUUUGUACUGGACAUGUCAUUUUGAUUUCUUUGUCUUUCACAAGCUUUCAUUUCUUUCCGCUGUCAUUAUUCUUAAUUCUCUAACUCUUUAUGAGACCAAGGUAGGCCAUCCUUUAGGCUUUCAGAAAACCUUUGUUCAGGUAACUUUCACUAAUGUCAUCUCUGAUUUGAUUAAUUUUGUAUAUCAUAUUUCAAUACAAAGGAACAUAUAUGUAAUAACAAUAUUAAUAAAGUAAUUCUAAUGUGGAUAGAGAAAAUAAAAUGGUAUUUGAGAAGCAACA
Messenger RNA from Gymnodraco acuticeps, 3495 nucleotides. It is a transcript of the gene abhd17b, whose product is annotated as abhydrolase domain containing 17B, depalmitoylase. The transcript has 4 exons. Gene Ontology annotation, biological process: protein depalmitoylation. Gene Ontology annotation, cellular component: plasma membrane; endosome membrane. The record is from RefSeq and is a predicted model, not a curated record. NCBI's taxonomy places the organism in Eukaryota, Metazoa, Chordata, Actinopteri, Perciformes, Bathydraconidae. The coding region runs from base 456 to 1322 and encodes 288 amino acids. Gene Ontology annotation, molecular function: palmitoyl-(protein) hydrolase activity.